This is a messenger RNA of Caenorhabditis remanei, 315 nucleotides long. RefSeq lists its product as uncharacterized. Lineage: Eukaryota; Metazoa; Nematoda; Chromadorea; Rhabditida; Rhabditidae. The transcript is spliced from 2 exons. The record is from RefSeq and is a predicted model, not a curated record. Gene Ontology annotation, biological process: iron-sulfur cluster assembly. Gene Ontology annotation, molecular function: iron ion binding; 2 iron, 2 sulfur cluster binding; 4 iron, 4 sulfur cluster binding. Bases 1 to 315 code for a protein of 104 amino acids. Gene Ontology annotation, cellular component: mitochondrion.
AUGAUAAGUCAACGAAUCGGACGUCUUCUGACACAAAUCGCCUCCUCCAGAAGUACAGUAAUCUACAGUAGGCAGACGCAUCGAAUGCUCACAGAGCAAGAUAUUAAAGUGACGACGAAGGCGGCGAGCAGGCUGAAAGAAGUACUGGAUGACGGAGAACGUCUUCGACUGGAAGUUGAUGGUGGUGGUUGUUCGGGAUUCGAGUACAAAAUUCGAUUGGAUAAAAAGUUGAAUAACGACGAUUUACUAUGGAAAACAGAGAGUGGCGCCGAGAUUAUUGUAGACGAAAUGUCGUUGGGAUACAUUAAAGGUUAG